UGCAGACUUCAAAUUGUGUUCUAUUGACCAAUCAGUGAAGUAUUUUUUUAAAGAAAAAUGUUUUACCUGGAAGAAGUUGCGAAGCAAAAAUGGUCUCCGUACGACUACGCGGCGAGCACAUUUUGGUGGAUAACAGGCUCAUUUGCAAUUCCACUUAAUCUUAUUUUGAUCUACCUGAUAAUGUUCAAAUCGCCGAAAAGUUUGCAACUUUACAGUAUUUUUCUGAUUAAUACCACUUUGGGGGACUUGGCAUUCUCCAUUUCGUGUACUUUGGCACAAAUUCGAAUAAUACCGAACAAAUGGGCAUUUGCAUAUAUUUCCCUGGGUCCUGCUGGCUGGAUUGGAGGGUCACAGGGUGGUUAUUGGGCAUAUUGUGUCAUGCUUCACUCCCUAUUCUACAUGUUCUUGUGCUUUCCAAUAAGUUUUGGCUUCCGGUAUUGGAUAUUGAUUCGACCGGCUCCCGAACAAAAAUCAUGUAUUUUAAUGUGUUUUUGCCUGUGGCUUGUCGCUUUUGCGCAGCAUAUCUGCUUCAUAUUCUCCGAAUCACCGCCAGAUGAAAUAACGGCUUAUCUAAAAGAAAAUAAGCCAAUGUACAAAGUAGAUCACUUCUUUAUUUCCGGUAACCAUAUGAUCAAGUCACCGCUGACCUCGGUCACUUUGGCCACAAUAGUUCUCCCGAUGUUCCCAAUUUAUUGUAUGGUCAUAUUUUUCUAUAAGAAAGUACACAAUUAUCUAAUUCAUAAUAAGACGACAAUGAGUGAAGGAACCGAAAAAGGCCAUCGAAAACUCAUCCAAGUGCUCACAAUUCAGGCUUCGGUGCCGAUUUUCCUAGUGUUUCCGCCAAUUACACUUUAUGGACUAUAUCACCUUGAAUUUAUUAAUUUGACGGUUGCCGAGUAUUUGGUUUACACAAUUUUUAGCGUAAUCCCCCUUAUCCAACCAAUUAUCACAAUAUACUACAUAAAACCGUAUAACCAUGGUUUCCGACGUCUAUUCUGCCGCUGGAUGGUCCGGCCAAUUCCUACGAAAUCUCUGACUACUGUAUAUGGGGAACGCGAGACGCGAUACUCGUCGACGAGAUAUGAUUGAUUUUUUCUUAAUUAACCCUUUUUUUAAUGUUUUAAUAAAUAAUAAAAUUUGAAAAUAAAAAUUAAAAAAGUCGAAAU
Messenger RNA from Caenorhabditis elegans, 1166 nucleotides. RefSeq names its product Serpentine Receptor, class D (Delta) (gene Y77E11A.16). Bases 58 to 1089 code for a protein of 343 amino acids. The transcript is spliced from 6 exons. Gene Ontology annotation, cellular component: membrane. The record is from RefSeq and is marked reviewed. Lineage: Eukaryota; Metazoa; Nematoda; Chromadorea; Rhabditida; Rhabditidae.